CUUACAUCCGCUCUUAGAAUCCAUCACCAGAUCUCGCUCUUCACGAGAGGAGCUGCUCAUCUGUAGGAAUUGCCAGUAUUAUAUAAGUGUGAACGCCUUCCAGCAUCUUGAUAUGAAUUUUAUAUACACCAUCAACCAAUAGAACAUUACAACAUACAACAUACAACCAUCAAUAAUAUAUAAUUCCGCGACUAUCAACCUACUCUUAAUUAUACACUACCUCACUUAAUAUAUAUAUACAACCACAUUGAUCAAUAUGCGCGGCUUCAUCUCAUCCAUCACCGCUCUUCUACCUCUGGCAGCUGCGGCGCCAGUAGAGAUUCUCAACCGCGACAGCAAUCCGGGCUGCCAAGACGCAUCGUUUGGCGCCUUCGAGUGGACGAUUGAAGGUUUCGACUACCAUGCUUCUUACAUCUUCACAACACCCGCCCAUCAAAACUCGUGGGGUUAUGUCGACUUCAACCUGACCAACCCGGCGCUCGAGUACAAGGCCAUCUGCAGCGCCAGGAGCAACCAGCUCUCCGACUUCUUCUACGGCACAUUUCCGUACACCUGCACCGUUCCGGACGGAAGCACGACAGAGACUACUUUCGACUUCAGCCGCCCUAGCGGCAAGUUGAACGUCAACCAGACCUGGGUGUGCAGCGACACCGACCCACAAUACCCUACUACCAUUCAUGCUUAUGGUACCGUCAAUCUGACUCUCGCCUGCACCGACGAGACGUGGAUCAACCCCAACUGGACAAUGGGCCAGAUCUACUCGGACCGCACGGUCACAUGCGAGCCGGUCACGCUGCCGCUUAAGCCCUACGAGAUGACUGCUGUCGCGUAAGGCGUUAGCUUAUUACGAGUUUCUGGGGAUAUAAUUUCGUCACGCAUUAUGAGGGACAAGGAACUGGUUGGUUUAGGAAAAUGGGUUCGGUACCAUCAUGACGUUAUGAUAUGGGCUUAUCAUAGACACACAUAGGCAUCACGCCAUCGACAUAGAACUAUUAAUUAUAAUAAUUACGAGAAAAUUGGAUGAAAAAAGCUUGAAG
Messenger RNA from Daldinia caldariorum, 1037 nucleotides. RefSeq lists its product as uncharacterized. The record is from RefSeq and is a predicted model, not a curated record. The coding region runs from base 257 to 832 and encodes 191 amino acids. NCBI's taxonomy places the organism in Eukaryota, Fungi, Ascomycota, Sordariomycetes, Xylariales, Hypoxylaceae. The transcript is spliced from 2 exons.